Armigeres subalbatus is the source of this 2079-nucleotide messenger RNA. RefSeq names its product cilia- and flagella-associated protein 206. Bases 120 to 2012 code for a protein of 630 amino acids. Gene Ontology annotation, biological process: regulation of cilium beat frequency. Lineage: Eukaryota; Metazoa; Arthropoda; Insecta; Diptera; Culicidae. The record is from RefSeq and is a predicted model, not a curated record. The transcript has 6 exons. Gene Ontology annotation, cellular component: axoneme; ciliary basal body.
UAGCAACCAGCCAAACAACUAGAAAGUGCUUCAAUUGCAACAAAACAUUUAAACUAUCGUCAAACACGUUACUCUGUUGUUGUUCGUCCAUCAGUGAAGUUGCUUUGCUGCCGUUCGCCAUGAUUUCCAACCAUUUGAAAACCUAUCUGCUAGAACCCAACACCAAUCUCAAACCCCUAUUCUACGAAAUUGUUAAGCAAUGCGAACGAAAGAAUAUUCGAUACGAUAAGCAUUUGGUCACAUUCGUCAUGAACCUGGUCAGUCUGGAUCCACAGUUUGAGAUCUACAUGGAAACGUUGAGCGCCGAUCGACUGAAUCACGACGACUUUGUGGAGGAAUGUGUGAGACGAUUAUCAGAGGAUCGUUCGCCGGCAUUGAUAACACUCAAAAUGCAACUUUACUUUCUGGAGAAUUUCUUCAACCGCGAUGACGUCGUGGAGAAACAUAUGAGAAAUUUGCAGCUGAAAACGGCUCAUUUACUGAAAGAAAUCACCGAGAACGACGUCAUCACCAAGGACGAACAGGAGGAAAUAUUCAACAAAAUUAUAAUCGACAUCGUCUUGCACAUGGGGUUGGGUAACCCCGACAACAAGGACGUUAUCAACGAAACAAUGAAGGCAUUGAACUCUGUCAUGUCCCGCAGUGAUAAAGCCAAGUUCGUUACCCUGGACAGAAAGGACCGGCUGUUAGCGCUUAAGGAUAUACGGGAGAUCGUUUGUGGGAUUCGAAUAUUUAACAAGCAUGCGGGAAACUCCACUAAUGGGAUGUCGGAUCUUCCAAGAGUUUUGGACCAGUCUCACGAAUCAACCAAAUCCAUCCUUCAAAUCACCCUCUGCGAAAUAAUGGACAAAGUUAACCUUCUCACAAGUGCUUUGAAUUCCUCGAUUGCGUAUGACUUGAGAAAUCGUACGAUCGUCACUCUGCUACCGGAGAACAUCUCAGGGGACGACUUGGAUAACCUCAAAGAUUUGUUGGUGAUGUAUCGUCAGCAUGAAGUGUACACCCGUAAGCUGAUCGACGAGUUAGCUCUGAUUAAGUUCAACAUCGACACUUGCAAUCAGGAGUACAACAGCAAGCUGGUGAAAAUUCACGAAUCAGUUCAAUAUCGAACGGCCAUUCCUACGGAUCGAGUAUUUCCAAAAUUUUCUGAACUGACCCGUAUCUGGCUCCAGUUCCAAAACUACAUCUAUCUGUUGUCGGAAAUCAACCAAAUAAGCAAUACGCUCACUAAUUUGACCGAGCGAUGUCUCAGUUUCGACGAUUUGGCUUAUCGGUUGCUGGGUGAAUGCCAGAUCCAUACCGAUGUUGACCGACUGAACAAAACCACCGGCAAGCGGUUGCUUAUGAGUGUUGAAAAUGAAUGUGAAGUUGUUCCGUAUUCACAGGGAAUGAAGGUCGAACUAUUGAAGUUUUGCGUAUGGCAUUUGGCUGAGGCUAAUGGUGUAUUGAUGCCAGGCAAUACCGACAUGGGAGUAUGCCAGCAUCAGAAAGACUUCUAUGCGUUCAAUAUUCCUGAGGCAGCGGUCUUUUUCGACGAGGAUCCAGAUAAGUACGUUUUCAAAGUUGUGACUAUUGCUCGGAAAAAGAUUCAACUAAUUGCCUUCCUGGACUUAUUCUACAAAGUUCAAACAGCCUACAAUUCGCACAGUAGAGAAGUCUUUCGUAUCAAGGCACCUAUUACUUGCGAACAGGAAAUUCAAACUGAGCUCCACCCAGUGCCGUCCAACAUCGAUAGACAGUACCGCUGGAACAUUUGGGAUCUACGUCGUGAAGCAAUUGACCUAACGAACAUGCGUAUGAAACGGACCAGUUCUUGUCAGACUGUCAAAGCUAAACAAACGCAAGUAUACUUGCCAAAGAAUCAGGGAACGCAAACAAAAGUUAAUCGGUCUACCGAGACAGAACAACGGCGACAACGUAUUAAGAACCCCGAAACAGCCCCGUCACCUCUUCAGGUUUACAAUAUGACAGUCGAAGAUUUUAGCUCGGCAACUUAUAAUCGCAUUAAAUAAGCUUAGCGACCAAAUUAUGUGUAUGUGUUGAAGUAGAAUAUCAAAUAAACUAGUGCUCCACGGAAAA